Linum trigynum is the source of this 2499-nucleotide messenger RNA. Lineage: Eukaryota; Viridiplantae; Streptophyta; Magnoliopsida; Malpighiales; Linaceae. The record is from the annotation of a GenBank genome assembly.
AUGGCCGGGAAGGUUGCGCAACCGCUGGUGCCUCCCGCCACCGGGCUGACUGUAGGAGAGGAAUCCACACUGUCGGCGUCGUUGGUGAACUCCUUCAGAGUAAUAGCUGUAGUCGAUAGAUUGGCCUUGCAUCUGCAACCUGGCCGAGAAAAUAACUCCAGCGAGUUCUUCGGCCUCUGCCUCUCCCUCGCUCGAGGCAUUGAUUAUGCUGUGGCAAACAAUGAGUUACCCUCCAAAGUUCAAGAUCUACCUUUGCUGCUGAAACAGGUAUGCAGGCGCAAGAAUGAUCCCUUACUGGAGGCAGCUAUCAUGGUGCUGAUGAUUUCAGUCAAGAAUGCUUGUAAAGUUGGGUGGUUUUCAGAUCGAGAGACCCAAGAGCUCAUUUCUCUGUCCAGUGAGAUUGGGAACAGCUUUCGUAGUUUUGGAGAUACACUGGAUGCCUCUGGUAGUCCUCACUCCACUGUCUCUACAGUUUUAUCCAGGUACUAUCCUAAGAUGAAAAUGGGAGAGAUUCUUGUAUCCCUUGAAGUGAAGCCUGGUUUUGGAGCAUAUGUUCAGGAUUUUCAUAUCUCAAAGAAGUCAAACCAUUCCCCCCAUGAAAAAAUACGGCUGUUUGUGGCCCAGACAGAUGGCAUGGACACAUCAGCUUGUAUUAUAAGUCCACAACAAGUGAACUUUCUAUUGAAUGGAAAAGGAGUCGAUAGAAGAACCAACAUUCAACUGGAUUCCGGGCCACAGCUGCCAACUAAUGUGACUGGAAUGCUAAAAUAUGGAACAAAUCUUCUCCAAGCUGUUGGCACCUUCCAUGGAAAUUAUGUAAUAAUUGUCGCCUUUAUGAGUACUGUGCAAUUGCCUGAUCCGCCAGUGCUGCUAGAUUAUGUCCAGUCCAGUUCUACUCUGUCAGAUCCAGACUCUGACAUAAUCGAGGGGCCUUCACGGAUUUCACUUAACUGCCCCAUAAGCUUUUCAAGGAUCAAGACUCCAAUCAAAGGGAGUUCGUGUAAACAUCUUCAGUGUUUCGAUUUUGGAAACUACGUUGAGAUAAAUUCAAAGCGACCAUCUUGGCGCUGCCCACACUGUAAUCAAAAUGUCUCUUACGCCGAUAUUCGCGUCGAUCAGAACAUAUUUAAGGUAUUAAAAGAAGUGGGGGAGAAUAUCACUCAUGUGAACAUAUCAGCCGAUGGAUCUUGGAAGGCUGUCAUGGAAACUGAUGAUAACGGACCUCAGGCACCUCCAAGACAGAGAGAAACUCCUGAGCAGCCAGAAUCCUCCAAUGCGGAGUCACCUGCCACUCCCAUGAUUCUGGAUCUUACUGAAGGCGAUGAUCUAAUGGAUGAGUUAUUAAGCAAUUGUGACACUGAAGAGCAUAAACCUUCUCCGGCUUCUUUUCUUGGUCAAACUCUGCCACAUUUGGACGAUCACUCUACUUCUCAAAUGGGAGAUUGGGCCAAUGCGUAUUUCCCUGCCACUACCAUAACUUCCCCUGUGAUAAUGGAUACAUCUUCCACUGUGCUUAAUAUGGAUUCCAGUGCUCAGCUUGCUCCUCUAGCAACCGAGAAUAACACCGGGAUGAGAUAUGUUGGGGUACCUGCCAACAGAGUCCCAACAGCAAUUCAGGCCCUCCCAGCUACAUUUAUGCACCAUCAAACACCGAGAAUGAACAAUAGUAUAAACAACGUGAACUCCACGGGCGGGUUGUCAUCUGUCAGUUCUAGUUUGCCUCCAUCAGCAUCUGCAAGUGGUUAUACUAAUGACAUGUUCCAGCGGUUCUCUAGAUCCCAGACUGCUCUUCCUCACGUUUCUGGGCUUGCUUCAGCUAUGCUUCGUCAAACUCCAUUGCAGAACGUGAACCAUCAAGCAAGGUACGUCAACAGUCCAAGUCCUCGUCCAGCUGCUGGUUUAACCUCUGGUUCGCUCCCAGGUGGUCAGAGAGUAUCAUCCUCACCCACGUCUCUUCCCCGUCCAGCUGCUGGUUUAACCUCUGGUUCAAUCCCAGGUGCUCAAAGAGUAUCAUCAUCACCCACACCUCUUCGGAUGCCUUCACCCGCAAGUCAUCCCACUAUUGUCCGGACACCAUCUCCUUUAUCACGAGCUUCAACUUUCCAAGCGGCUCAAGCCAGCAGCUCUGUUCCACGACCACAAGCCAGGCCGGUGUUGGCGGGUUCCCAGCAGCAAGCAGCAGCAUCACCCCAUAUGAUACCUACUAGACAGCCUCCAGUAGUCCCGGUUCAAAUGCAAUCAGCCCGAGCUCCACAUGCAGCACAUUCUCAAACAGCUACUCCUACAACAUCCUCACCUACUGUCCCAUCAACCGAACAGAGCUGGCGGCCAAGUGGCAAAAUGCGUGGAAGUCUGCAAGGUCGGAACAUGGACGAAAUUAUGAGCUUGCUUCAGACCACCCAACAGACACCAACCGGAGGAACACCGUCGAGUUCAAUGCUGUCUGAGGCCACCAUAGCACCGCACCUUCGGGGUCUAUUCGAGAAUAGCCCAAGAUAA